Messenger RNA from Pelobates fuscus (common spadefoot toad), 4307 nucleotides. RefSeq names its product adhesion G protein-coupled receptor A3 (gene ADGRA3). The transcript has 19 exons. Gene Ontology annotation, biological process: cell surface receptor signaling pathway; G protein-coupled receptor signaling pathway. The record is from RefSeq and is a predicted model, not a curated record. NCBI's taxonomy places the organism in Eukaryota, Metazoa, Chordata, Amphibia, Anura, Pelobatidae. Gene Ontology annotation, cellular component: external side of plasma membrane; plasma membrane. Bases 7 to 3966 code for a protein of 1319 amino acids. Gene Ontology annotation, molecular function: G protein-coupled receptor activity; protein binding.
CGCGGGAUGGGGGCCUGCUCUUACUGGGGGCCGGGGCUGCUGCUGUUAGGCUGCGCCCUGCUCUCCGCCGUGCUAACCGACGGCGAUGGACGUGGCUCCGGCGGAGUAUCGGCUCUACCCCCAGGCUGCAAGCAGGACGGCAGGCCCAAGGGAUCAGGCAAGGCGGCCAGCUCCGAGCCCGGGAGGGUGGUCUGCAACAGCCUGGACACCGGCAGGAGCUUCCCGCUGGGACCCCUGCCCAACCGGACCAGCACCCUAAUUCUCAACGGGAAUAAGAUCACUGGACUGCCAAAUGGUUCAUUUGAAGGCUUGAGUUUUCUUGAAAGGCUGGAUCUUCGAAAUAAUCUGAUCAGUUCUAUCGAGCCAGGUGCAUUUCUAGGACUUGAAUCUCUUAAAAGGCUAGAUCUGGCCAACAACAGAGUAGGAUGUAUCAGCGCAGACAUAUUUAAAGGACUCACUAAUCUGGUCCGGCUAAACCUUUCUGGAAACUCCUUUUCCUCUUUGGCUCAAGGAACAUUUUCCAACAUGGCUGCUUUAAAAGCAAUAGAGUUUCAGACCGAUAACCUUAUAUGUGACUGUAACCUUCUUUGGGUGUUACGUUGGAUAAAAGAAAAAAACAUAACGGUACGCGAAACUAAAUGUGCUUUUCCCAAGUCCCUGCAAGGACAGUCAGUUACAGCGGUGAAGCCAGAACAGUUGACAUGUGAAGCUCCACUCGAUCUGCCAUCGUUUUACAUGACCCCAUCACAUCGUCAGGUUGUUUUUGAAGGGGACAGUCUUCCAUUCCAGUGCAUGGCUUCCUACAUUGACCAGGACAUGCAGGUGCUAUGGUAUCAAGAUGGGAAGAUUGUGGAAACGGAUGAGUCGCAGGGGAUUUUUGUGGAGAAGAACACUAUUCACAAUUGCUCGUUAAUAGCAAGUGCUCUCACCAUCUCAAAUAUUCAAGCUGGCUCCACUGGGAACUGGGGUUGCCAAGUCCAAAGCAGGCGUGGUAAUAACACAAGGACAGUGGAUAUUGUGGUGCUGGAGAGUUCCCCUCAAUACUGCCCUUCAGAGAGGGUUAUAAAUAAUAAAGGAGAUUUCAGGUGGCCGAGAACAUUGGCAGGCAUCACUGCAUACCUACCGUGCACGCGGUAUUCUGUUGGCAGUGUCAUAUAUCCUGGCACUCAGCAAGAUGACAUAAGAGCUUGGCGCAGAUGCGACCGAGGGGGCUUUUGGGCAGAGGAAGAUUAUUCCCAGUGUCAGUAUGCAAAUGAUGUCACACGAGUUCUUUUUAUGUUCAAUCAGAUGGCACUCAAUGUCACAAACAUUGUAACAACAGCAAAACAACUACUUGCUUACACAGUGGAAGCAGCAAACUUCUCCGACAAGAUGGAUGUUAUCUUUGUUGCAGAGAGCAUUGAAAGUUUUGGGAGAUUUGUUGAGAAACACAAAGAGCUUGGGGAUGUUAUGGUAGACAUAGCGAGCAACAUAAUGCUGGCUGAUGAGCGAGUUCUAUGGGCGGCACAGAAAGAGGUAAAAGCUUGCACACGUAUAGUGCAAUGCUUACAGCGCAUCUCUACAUAUCGUCUUGUAAAUGGAGCACAAGUAUAUUCCACAUAUUCCCCAAACAUUGCUUUAGAAGCAUAUGUAAUAAAAUCCAACCUCUUUACCGGGAUGACUUGCACAGUUUUUCAGAAAGUGACUGCAUCAGAACGCUCUAUACUUGGUGAUUCAGGGAAACGAGAUCCAGAUGGCAUUCUGGAUAAACAGCUAAGCUUUAAGUGCAAUGUUUCAAACACAUUUAGCAGCUUGGCAUUAAAGAACACUAUUGUGGAGGCUUCCAUUCAGCUUCCUUCAGCACUUUUUGUACCAAAAGAAAAGAGACAGAAAAGAGGACUAGAUGAAUCUGUCUAUAGGCUUCAACUAAUUGCAUUUCGAAAUGGAAAGCUUUUUCCGUCCAUGGGGAACUCCACACACUUUGCCGAUGAUGGGAAGAGGAGAUCGGUGGUUAGCCCAGUAAUCCUUGCCAAGCUAGAUGGUCCAAAUAGAAGCAUUCCAUAUGUCCCUAUUAAUGUUACCUUGCGUCGUAUUGCUCAUGGUAAAGAUGCUGUGGCAGCUCAGUGGGAUUUCGAUCUGCUCAAUGGACUGGGCAGUUGGACAACAGAAGGCUGUGACAUAAUUGCGUCAGAUGAAAACAUAACAACUAUCCAAUGCAACUCUCUUGGGAACUAUGCAGUUUUAAUGGAUCUUGCAGACACAGAGGUAUACCUACAUACAAUAAAUCACUUGCAUCCAGUUGUUUACGCGUCCGCUGUCGUGUUGCUUUUGUGCCUGUUGAUGUUUCUUGUGAGUUACAUACACUUUCACAGUUUGGUGCGAGUUAGCCUGAAAACGUGGCACAUGUUGAUCAACCUCAGUCUUCACAUAUUCCUGACAUGUAUAAUAUAUGUUGGAGGCAUAACGCAAACAAAACACGCCAGUGUAUGCCAAGCGAUUGGAAUUCUUUUGCAUUACUCCACUCUCGCUACAAUACUUUGGGUGGGAGUUACCGCUCGCAAUAUAUAUAAACAAGUCACAAAAAAAGCCAAACGCCAGGACCCAGAUGAACUGCCUCCUCCUCCAAGACCGAUGCUUAGAUUUUACCUUAUUGGGGGUGGAAUUCCUGUCAUUGUAUGUGGCAUCACUGCAGCGGCAAACAUAAAGAAUUAUGGAAGUCAACCAAAUGCGCCAUAUUGCUGGAUGGCCUGGGAACCUAGCCUUGGAGCUUUUUAUGGUCCAGCAAGUUUCAUUGUGUUUAUAAAUUGCAUGUAUUUCCUUAGCAUCUUUAUUCAGCUAAAACGACACCCGGACCGAGUGUUUGAACUCAAAGAGCAAACAGAAGAGCAACAGCGGCUAGCUGCCAGCGAGAGUGGAGAGGGCAACUUACCAGAUUCUCUUUCUGUAUCUUUAGUAUCCAAUUCUGCUUUGGAGAAUGAGCAAACAUUUCAAGCACAGCUACUCGGUGCAAGUCUUACCUUGUUCCUUUAUGUCUCUCUCUGGAUUUUUGGUGCACUGGCUGUCUCUCUGGACUACCCAAUGGACCUGGUCUUCAGCUGUUUUUUUGGUGUAACCUGUUUAAGCCUUGGUGCCUUCCUGAUAGUUCACCACUGUAUGAACAGGGAAGAUUUGAGACGUGCUUUAAUAAAUACAUUCUGCAAUGGUAGGAGUGCAUAUUUUGUGCAAGUUAACGUUCCUCCGUCCAACUCAACUGGGACCAGUGGUGAAGCUCCAAAAUGUACGAACAGCAGUGCUGAAUCUUCUUGCACAAACAAAAGUGCUUCCAGCCUUAAAAAUUCGUCACAGGGCUGUAAGCUGACCAACAUACAAGCUGCCGCUGCCCAAUGUAACACAGUUCCUUUACCUUUAAACACCGUUCCACAGCAUGAUAAUAGCUUAACAGAACAUUCAGUGGAUAAUGACAUAAAAAUGCAUGUUGCACCAGUAGAGGUUCAGUAUCGACCCAAUGGUCCCCCAUCCAGGCAUCACAAAAAUAGAAGUAAAGGCCACAAAUCGAGUAGACUUACAGUUCUGAGAGAAUAUGCUUAUGAUGUUCCCACAAGUGUGGAAGGAAGUGUCCAAAGUGUCCAAAAUGCUUUGCCCAAAAGCCGACAUAGUUACUUGGAAGGACAUUCCAGGAGCCGUAGAGCUUAUUUGGCUUACAGAGAGCGUCAUUUCAACCAGUGCCAUCAAGACAGCAGUGAUGCCGCAAGCACUCUUCCUAGGUAUAACCGAAACUUGGAGAAGGUAGCUUUUAACAAUAACAAAAAAGACAUUUUGCGAGAACCAAUUGCGGUUGAACUUGAAAGCCAACAGAAAUCAUAUGGUUUAAAUUUGGCUGUUCAAAAUGAGCCAGUUAAAGACGAUGUCGCAGAAGACCCACCUAUUAAUGCAGACAGUAAUGGAAAUGUCCGGACGGGACUAUGGAAACAUGAAACUACUGUGUAGUAUUUCGCUAAUUUUGUACAAUAACAGAAUUUCAGAAGAACUGAGAAGAGGCAAUUCAUUUGAAGACUUGCUGAAUAUAAUGUUUACAGCCUGUUUUUAUAUAGGUUUUUUUGGUUAGAAUAUGAACUUCUGUCUUCAAACCACUUUUUUUUUGAAAAUGACAACAUUGUGUUAAAGUGUGGAUACUUUUUAAUUUUUUUUUAAGAAAAUAAUUUUUAUGUAUUUUUGACAUAUGAAUACUCUGUUCGUAAACAGUUUUUGUAUUUAAACUUGUAAUAAACAGUGUGUUUUUUAUUAUUAUUUUAUAUAAUAGGUACGAUCAUUUUCUAGAAGUGAAGUUU